GUGCUAACCACUGAGACACUGUGCAGCCCGACACGUAAUCAGACAUACUUAAUCAGUUAUUAUGUAAGCAAUUACAUAGUUUUAUAUUUUAAAAAAUCCAAUCAAAGAAGGAUAUAGGAUGAUUAGGGAUACAAUCUUGCAUCAUAUCCUGCAUUCAUGUUUCUGAAUCUGUAGCAAUGAUGUAGCUUAAAGGACUAUAAUUUGCAAACAUUCGUACAUCAGACUCUUUAGCGUGAAAGUAGGUUAGCAAAACCACAUGCUAUAGCGCUGUCAGAAAAUAGCCAAACAUAACUGUCUGCAAGGUUGUCCUUCUAUUUUGUUUUUAAAAACAAAUGCAAGCAAUAAAUUUAAAACUAUUUUUGUUGCCGAAACAAAAUAGCUACAAGCUUUUGGUGCUCUUUGACCUGCGCACAGAAUGAGUAAACAGUGUGGUCAGUUCAAGUACAGCUUCUGCAUCCUCUUUUCAAGGCUGUCUUUUGGUUUCCUUUGAAAAAAAAAAAAAAAAUCAUUCUGUGCGUCUGUGGUAGCACUUCCGCUUAUAUAUUCACAGUUAAGUUAACCAGCUUACUGCAUAACAGCCGAACAACCACAGAAUGAGGACCGUGCUACUGCUACUUGUGUAUCUGCUGCUGUGGUGUCAAACUACAGGGAGUUUAACUGAUAAACGGGUGAAUUUAGGAGAAAACGUGACUUUAGACUGUCAGAUUGGUGUAAAAGAGAUGUAUUGGGUUUUCCAGAAACUGAUAGAUUCUCCAGUGCUGAUACUGAGAACUUACUCAUCAGAAUCUACAGCACCUCGUUUACUAGAGGAAAGAUUCAGAGGCAAAUAUUCAUCACUCACUUACAGCCGUUUGUUUAUUAGUAACAUAACUAUUGAUGAAUUAGGAAUAUAUUACUGUUUAAAUAGAAACAAUACAGGUAUACAGCUCAGCAGUGGCAUCAGACUUAACAUCACUGAAUCUACUAAAGAUCACAAUCAAAAUGAGUGCAACAAGCACCAACCACAAGUUGAUAAAUCUCUCGAGACUCAGAAGAUUCUGACUGCUGCAUCCUUCCUCUUAAACACUGUGCUGAUUAUUGCAAUAAUAGGUUUGUUAAUGUCUAAACUUAAGAAGCCCACAAAAAGUCGACAACAAUGCCAAAACGUCCCACUAGAGCCACUCGAGGACUUAAAUGCACAGUAUUCUGAAAUCGAGUUGCCAACACAUGUCAGCACAGAAAGUCCUCAUCAGGUAAAUGGCACUUAUGUACUUCUUCAGAAGCCAAGGCCACAGACGAGGUAAACAAAAAAGCUAAAUCGAGCAGAGAUCAACACUUCAUGCAAGCUGCAAAGUUGCUCCAAAAGGAUUUGACACCUUGUUGUGGGCUUGUUCUAAUUAUUUUUAGACUAUUGUUAGAAAGAUGAAUCAUAUACACGUGUUUCAAUCACUGUUUGCUUGAACUAUUUAUACAAUAUAUAAAAUGUUGAAUGUUGCUAUAUGUAUUUGUUGACAUGCAUCUUGAAGGAUGUUGUUUGAGGUUACAGUGAGUGUCAAUGAUAACAAUAAACACAGGCCUUAUUACGCUCAAGUGAAUCACAAUAAAGUUUAUCAUG
This is a messenger RNA of Danio rerio (zebrafish), 1594 nucleotides long. NCBI's taxonomy places the organism in Eukaryota, Metazoa, Chordata, Actinopteri, Cypriniformes, Danionidae. The record is from RefSeq and is a predicted model, not a curated record.